CAGUGCUUUUAAAGCAAUGUCAUCACCAUCAUUCUGCUGGAAGAAAUCUCCAAAGGUGGAAUUUGUUGGGGAGGAAGGAGCAGAUUACGGGGGGCCACAGAGAGAGUUUUUCCGACUCUUGAUGCAGGAUGUGCAACAGUCCGGUGUGUUUGAGGGUCCAUCUAAGGAGCUACUGUUCACCUACAAUCAGGGCCAGGAACAAAAGUACCUAAAGGUUGGAAAAUGCGUUGGCUGGUCGAUCGUCCAUGGGGGACUGGGAUUAAGAGCCCUCGACAAAACACUGUUCGCUUGCAUGUGUGGCCACAACCCAUCCUUUAGAGAUUUCCGUUGGCAAAAUCUUGAUGAAGAUGUACAGAGUAAAAUCAAGAAGAUUCUCAACUGCAAAGAUGAAAAUGAGUUUGCUGCAUUGCUCCAGCCCGAAGUUCUAGGCAACUGGUUAGCUGAGUGUGGCAUAUACAUGUCAAAGAGAGAGGAGAUCCCUAAUAUAAUUGCAUACAUAUGCAAACAUUAUGUGUUCAUGAGAGUUGCAAACAUCAUCAAACAAUUCACUGAUGGAUUGAACUCAUUGGGCAAUUUGUGGGAUGUGGUGAAAGCCAACUAUGCUGCCUUCCUGCCAGUCUUCACCGACAUGUCCUCCCCUCUCACUCGCCAAUCCCUCAAGUCACUCUUCAGUGUCAACUACAGUACAAGGGGCACCAACCGACGAGAGCAGGAAGAGGACACCAUCUUCAGCUGGGAGGUGUUUCUCAAGAUGGUAGAAGACAGUCAAGCAGAUGUUACUUUUGAGGACAUCCUCAUAUUCAUCACCUCAGCAGACAUGAUUCCUCCACUUGGAUUCCAGGAACAGCCAACCAUUGAGUUUUAUGACCAGGAACAAGGCAGGUCACGAAUGCCAUAUGCAUCCACUUGCGCACUGACCUUCUACCUUCCCAGAGGCCUUGAUAGCGAAUAUAAAAUGAAGGAAAUGGUCACUUCAGCCAUAAAAAACAGCUUAGGUUUUGGAAAACCUUAAGUUACUGACAAAUGACAUGUACCUAUGCUUUGAUAUUCAGUUAAUUUUCUUAUCCCAUCACUUUGAUAAUUGCACUUUUGUCUCCCCUGUUCAUAAAACUCUGUUCUAAA
Molecule: messenger RNA, 1122 nt
Organism: Osmerus eperlanus (European smelt)
Lineage: Eukaryota; Metazoa; Chordata; Actinopteri; Osmeriformes; Osmeridae
Product: G2/M phase-specific E3 ubiquitin-protein ligase-like
Exons: 5
Coding region: 17-1012 (331 amino acids)
Biological process (GO): protein polyubiquitination
Molecular function (GO): ubiquitin protein ligase activity
Source: RefSeq, a predicted model, not a curated record